CAUUCGUUACCAAAGUUAGAAGAAAAAAAUAAAAAGGCUGUCUCUGAGUAUUUCACCCAAUACAAAGUAAACAGUUUUUCUUCCGCAGUUUAUGGAGGCUCUCUGGGGGAAGCCCAUGUUAGGAACCGAAGAGGAAUUCUUGAAUUAGCCGGAGCCAUCAGGUGCACUACAGGGCGGUCUCCUUUUGCCUACCUACGUUACGGAUGCUACUGCGGGCUGGGAGGAAGGGGAUGGCCCAAGGACAGAGUGGACUGGUGCUGCUUUAACCACGACUGCUGCUAUGGAAAGGCAGAGCAAGCAGGCUGCCACCCCAAGAUAGAAAGUUACCACUGGGAAUGCGAGGACAACACUGCUGUGUGUGAAUCACUAGAAGACAGAUGUCAAAAAAUGGCAUGUGAAUGCGAUCGUGAAGCUGCCAAAUGUUUUUCUAAAGCUCCCUACCAUACAAAGUACCUCCUGUGGCCAGAUAUUAUGUGUGGUGAGGUUCAACCUUUGUGUAGAUAUUGAAUACACAACACCAGCCCCCUAUGAAAACUCUGUACUGAUUUAAAAUCUGAAAAAAUGGCUUUUGUCACAGUAGUGACAGGAAAUGAUUUUUCUCUUUCUUGUCUUUCCCUCCUGCACUCCUCUGCCUUAGAAUGGCCAAAGUAAACACUUCUCUUCUUAUUUACUUUCUAUAAAACAUGGACAAAAACCAAGUUCAGUAAUUUGGCGUAAGCUUUUCUUUUCUAAGCUCAAAUUCUUCUUUAGUAUUUAUCAUUUUAAGGAGUAAUUGACUGUGACUUGUUUGAAUCACAGAAUGGCUUGGGUUGGCUACCUUUCCCAUCAGAGCUUGACCUCACACAACAGCAGCUUGCACAGUUCAGGAGCUUGUAAGGAUAUAAAAAUGGCUUCAGCUUGUUUUCAUAGUUUUGGGAGACAUUUUAAGAAAAGGAGAAGUCAGUAACAAAACUACUGGCAAAUACAUUUUCCUGUAACCGAUAACUUUAACAGCUUAAGAACAAGGAAUGAUUUAUCUUCAUCCACCUCAGCUUAUUCGUAGCUGGAGCAAUACAGAACAAAUACAAGAAAUACAAGUCAAAGGAAACGUCAAACACUUGGAUAUAAAAUAAA
Molecule: messenger RNA, 1113 nt
Organism: Phasianus colchicus (ring-necked pheasant)
Lineage: Eukaryota; Metazoa; Chordata; Aves; Galliformes; Phasianidae
Gene: PLA2G10
Product: phospholipase A2 group X
Biological process (GO): lipid catabolic process; phospholipid metabolic process; arachidonate secretion
Molecular function (GO): phospholipid binding; calcium ion binding
Source: RefSeq, a predicted model, not a curated record